Messenger RNA from Aspergillus wentii DTO 134E9, 1077 nucleotides. RefSeq names its product PHD finger protein. The transcript is spliced from 2 exons. NCBI's taxonomy places the organism in Eukaryota, Fungi, Ascomycota, Eurotiomycetes, Eurotiales, Aspergillaceae. Bases 1 to 1077 code for a protein of 358 amino acids. The record is from RefSeq and is a predicted model, not a curated record.
AUGACGGGCAGAAGAGAUCCAGACAGCCCCAAAGACGAGAGACGUACAUCUAAACGGCAGCGGCUUCAAGCAGGCCAGACCGGCGGCCGCAAGCGCGUCCGGGAUCAGAGUGAUUCGACAACACAAGAGCAACAGCAACAGGGGGCGAGUGAAAAUCCUACAUCGCAGAAUAUCACCAACAAUGCCGCCCCUUCAAAUCCGAUAGAGCCCAUGUCGGCUAUAUUAGCACGGUAUAAGAUAUGGAGAAAAGCGGGAAGUCCGCACGAGUCUCUAUGCUUUGAGUGCCAUAAGCCAGGAGAUGCAGUCCCCUGUGAGACAUGUCGACGGUCAUAUCAUGACUCAUGCAAGCCAAAAGAUAGCGCCUUAUCUACUCGGAAUGGUGCGCAGCAGUGGUUUUGCCCUGUCUGUGUGUGUCGCGGAUGGCAUGUUACACCUCCUAUCACACCACCAGACUCACCGGUAUUAACGCCAAGUGGUGGUGUCACUGCCGUAUCGAAUCCCAAUCCCCUGCGUUUAGAUAAUGAAGCAGGGAGUGCUGGAUAUUCCCCAGCCCAGCUGAACACAAGACAGUCGCAUCCGCCAUUAUCGACACCUGCAACCACACAAACGCCUCGCCCUACUGAAGAAGCAAACCAAUGCCAACAAAGAAUAGCACAAAAGCAAUCGACCGCAGCUUCCGCGCCUCGAAAAUCUCGAUUCAACACCCUACCAGAAGAGGUAGAUUCUGCGCUGUGGGUGGUAUCCCGUGAACUCGAAUGUGUUCCUUUACUCCGGCAAAAUGUAUCGGAUCUCGAGUCUGAGAUAUCUCGAUUACGCCAAGAUCUGAGUAUACAGCGAAACGAGCUAAUGUUGACUCGAGGGAUUGUUCAAAGGGCGCGUGCCUCGGAGGCUGAAUUGCAGAGACUGAGGUCGGAAGCUACAGGCAAACAGACAUCUGCCGAUGAGACAGAAGCCUUGAGGGCGAAGAACAAAGAGUAUGAAGCAGAGAUAGCUAGUCUGCAUGGUCAGUUGGAAGAUGCCACCAAGAAGCUACAGGAAUGGAAGAAGAAUUUAUCAAGCAUGAUUGGUGGGAACUGA